CUCCAGUCCACACACAGCUCACUUUCCACUCUAGCAAUAGCUGAUUUAUUAGCUUCUUUUUUAGAUAGAAAAACCAAAAGGGGUGUCAAAAACACAAUCACAAAAUGGCAUUUCUUCAGAUUCUCUUUCUAACAUCUCUCUCACUCUUCUUCACACCCUCGCAUUCCCAACUCUCUUUAGACUACUACAAGCAAAAAUGCCCAGCAUUCGAGCAAACCAUCCGAGACACCAUAACCAACAAGCAAAUCACAAGCCCCAGCACCGCCGCCGCCACGCUCCGCCUCUUCUUCCACGACUGCUUAACAAACGGCUGCGAUGCCUCCAUUCUCAUCUCCUCCACGCCCUUCAACUCCGCCGAGCGCGACGCCGAUAUCAACCUCUCUCUCCCCGGAGACGCCUUCGACGUGAUCGUACGCGCCAAGACCGCGUUGGAGCUAGCCUGUCCGAACACCGUCUCUUGCGCCGACAUCUUGGCUGUAGCCACUCGUGACCUCGUAACUAUGGUCGGCGGUCCCUACUACAACGUUCUCUUGGGUCGAAGAGAUGGGUUGGUCUCGAAAUCUAACUAUGUCGAAGGUAAACUCCCAAGACCCACGAUGCCCAUGUCUCAGAUUAUCAACAUUUUCAAAUCUAAUGGCUUUUCGAUCCAAGAAAUGGUGGCUUUGAGUGGCGCACACACAAUUGGGUUCUCUCAUUGUAAGGAAUUCAGUUCUGGGAUUUACAAUUUUAGUAAGCUUUCACAGUACGAUAGGGAAUAUAAUCCGAGAUUCGCUCAAGGGUUGCAACAAGCGUGUAAGGAUUUUACAAAGAAUCCAACUUUGUCAGUGUUCAAUGACAUUAUGACUCCAAACAAGUUCGACAACAUGUACUUUCAGAAUCUGCCAAAAGGGUUAGGAUUGUUGAGGUCAGAUCAUGGGUUGUACAAUGACCCAAAUACCAAGCAGUUUGUUGAAAUGUAUGCGGCAGAUCAGAACAAGUUCUUUCAGGCUUUUGCUAAGGUUAUGGAGAAGCUGAGUGUGUAUAAGGUCCAGACUGAGAGGCAAGGAGAGAUUAGGCACAGGUGUGAUGCGUUUAACUGAGGUGGAACAUUUUGGAAAAUUGAAACUUUCUUUUGGUGGGGGGUUUGGGUUUUUUUUUUUUUUUUUUAAUUAUUGUUGUUGUUGUUGUGACUGUGAUCUGUGGUGAAUUGAUUGAGGAUCAUAAACAGGGUGAUGAGGAUUUCGCUGAGGAUCUGGUAAUAUGUAUACAUGUUUUUGUAUCAAUGUCCUAUUGUCAUAAUUUUAAGUUUAAAUUAAAUAUACAUACUUAUUUGUUAGUA
Molecule: messenger RNA, 1318 nt
Organism: Quercus robur (English oak)
Lineage: Eukaryota; Viridiplantae; Streptophyta; Magnoliopsida; Fagales; Fagaceae
Product: peroxidase 31-like
Exons: 1
Coding region: 105-1079 (324 amino acids)
Biological process (GO): response to oxidative stress; hydrogen peroxide catabolic process
Molecular function (GO): heme binding; peroxidase activity
Source: RefSeq, a predicted model, not a curated record